Molecule: messenger RNA, 5262 nt
Organism: Xiphias gladius (swordfish)
Lineage: Eukaryota; Metazoa; Chordata; Actinopteri; Istiophoriformes; Xiphiidae
Product: kinesin-like protein KIF27
Exons: 15
Coding region: 237-4193 (1318 amino acids)
Biological process (GO): microtubule-based movement; mitotic spindle organization
Molecular function (GO): microtubule motor activity; microtubule binding; ATP binding
Source: RefSeq, a predicted model, not a curated record
AGUUUCAUCAUCAACAACAACAACAACAAACAAAAUGACGAUGACGGUAGUUAAAAACGCAGGGCUAACAUCAGGCGGUUUGUUCUGGUAGAAUGUGGAUCGCUGACUCGUUUAUUCUCAGCAGGUUGAAGUUAGAGGUUUCACCACAGCUCAGCUGUGAGGUGCUGGGAUGAAGUGAAACUCUCAUUAAAAGGUACUUCAGACUUACUCGUUCUCGGUAACUUAAUCUCACCGUCAUGAGCGAGGUGUUUGUCCGGGUGGCGGUCCGUAUCCGGCCCCUGCUUCCCAAAGAGGUCCUCCACAACCACCAGGUCUGUGUGCGGAUGGUGCCGGGCUCCGCAACGGUGAUGCUCGGCUCGGAGCGACUCUUCUCCUUCGACCACGCAUUCGGACCGACAGCCAGCCAGGAUGAGGUGUACGAGUCCUGCGUGCAGCCGCUGGUGGAGUCCCUGGUCGACGGCUACAAUGCCACCGUCUUCUGUUACGGACAAACAGGGUCAGGGAAGUCAUACGCACUCGGAGGCGGGAGCCUGGAUGAAGAGGGAGGAAUUAUUGACCGUGUAGCCCAGGAUGUGUUCUUGAUGUUGGGGGAGAAGAGGAAGAAUGGUGGGGGUGUGGAGGCCACAGUGCGGGUCUCCUAUCUGGAGCUGUACAGGGAGGAGCUGCGAGACCUGCUGGAACUGCACAGCACUCACAAAGAGCUUCAUAUCAGAGAAGAUGAGAAGGGAAAUACGGUGGUGGUGGGAGCAAAAGAGAUUGUUGUCACCUCAGCAGAGGAGCUACUCAGCGUUCUAGAGACGGGUAAUGCGCUGCGCCACACCGGCACCACAGGGAUGAAUGAGCAUUCCAGUCGCUCUCACGCCAUCCUCACCCUCCAGCUCAUCCAAUGUUGCCACAACAACAACUCCUCCUUAAAGUCUGUCCACUCCUCCAAACUCUGUCUAGUCGACCUAGCAGGCUCGGAGCGUGCUGGAAAAACUGGCAACAACGGGACACGGCUUAAAGAGUCUGUUCAUAUCAACACAGGCCUGCUUGCACUGGGCAAUGUUAUCCGUGCCCUUUCUGACCCUGCUCGAAGUCGCAGCGCACACAUACCGUACCGUGAUGCCAAGAUCACCCGUCUCCUCCGUGAUUCGCUGGGAGGCACCGCCCAUACACUGAUGGUGGCAUGUGUAAGCCCCUCUCACCACAGUGUAGCUGAGACUCUGAGUGUCCUGCAGUUUGCAUCCAAGGCCCGUCACAUUCGCAACCGUCCUGGAGCAAUAUCUACUCAUACAGAGGUUAAAUCAUGUCCUACAUCCUGGGACCCCGGCGAGGCUCGACUAGGGGAGCUUGAGUAUGAAGUACAGACUCUGAGAGAGCUAUUGAAAGAGAAGGAGAGAGAGAUGGAGAUGCAAAGGGAAAAGACAGGUGAAAGAGCUGGAGAAGGGGAGAGCUUCAAAGAGUCCAGUCAGAUGAGGAUAUCUGAGCCAGAUCAGAAGAUGAACCAAGAGGAAUCAUCACAGUACCUCCUCCUAGCACAGGAAGCUGCAGCUCUCCUUGCAGAUAUCUCUGGCCCCUCUCCAAGUGAUUCUUUCAGGCAGCAACUGCAGGAUUGGCAGGAGAGAUUGAUAGCUGUCAGUAACACACAUCAAAUCGGUGAUAAGGCCUGUUCAGAGAGGGAUGGAGACCAGCCCGCUCUUGUUACAAUAUUAAAGCUCAGAAAAGAGCUCCACAAAUGCCAGGAAGCUCUCGACAUAGAGGAGCAGCUGUUGGAACAGAAAGAUGCAGAACUGAGACAGGUACAAAAAGAUGUUGAGAAACUUCUUCAAGAGAGAAAAACCCACCUCCAAGCAUUAGAGGAAGAAAAAGAACGUAAUCGUAUACAGAUUGAACAACUGGUGGACAAACAGAUUCUGAUUGAUCGUCUUCGCAGCGACCUCGUGACCUUUCAGGGUGCAACCACAGGGGCAGCAGAGGAAUUAGUGCCCUCUGGGACCUCAAGCAAGAGGCCCCAUAGUGUCCCUCUGAUCAGACACAGCUGUGGACAGGGGCCUCGCAGGGAGAUUCACUCCAGUCCCCCAGCCUAUUCACUGGAGAGAGUGUUGGCAGCCUUUAAGAUGCGCGGUCAUCUCCUUCUGGCUGAGCUUGAGGAAAAGGAUGAGGUGUACUGUCCAUUCAUAAAACAACAAGCAGAUAGCAAAGACAGGGGUCAAGAGAAGGAAGAGGAGGAUGACGAUUGUGUGAGCAAAAUGGCAUUUAGGCGUUCUUUAAACCGAACAUGGACCAGCCGGCAGAAGAAAUCAGCUCUGAAAGAGAAAAACACUGGACUAGACCAAACAUCUAAUAGGAAUCCAUUACUACAACAGCCCCAGCGAGCAACAGGGACCAAGGAAAACCACACCAAACAUAUGAGGAAGGCCAGACCAAGAGCGAGUGUUACACAGAGGAUCCAAGAUCUGUCAGUCAAAAUGCACAUGGAAGAGGAGCUCAUCAAAGAGCUUGACAAAACUGACGAGGAGAUCCAACCAGUGGACAAACAUGGCAGGCCCAGUGGAGAUGGCAGAGAAGCUGGCAGGUUGACGAGACUUUCGAUGCAGAGCCAGCAGGUCCGAGCAGAGAUGUAUUGCAGCCUUCAACACGUAAGACUGCAGAGAGCACAGCUUCAGACCAACCUCAGGCCGCAGAGACAGACCACUGACAGCAAAAAAGAACUUGGCAAAAGUGGGGAGCAAAGAGAAGGAGAUCUGACUGUGUGCAAAAGAAAUCACCAAGAAGAGUCAAAGGAAAAGCUGCCUGACAGCAGUUGGCUGGAGCAGGAGGAGGAGCAGGUGCUUCAGAAGAGAGCAGAGCUGCAGGAGCUGGAGGAGGAGCUGAGGGGGAGAGAGGAGGUUGUCCUGCGUAGAGAAGCCUGUCUGCAACAGAAAAACAAACUGGAGACCAAGAUGCUACACUCCAGUCAGGCUUUGAGUCAGGACCUGCUGCGUGUGUCAAUGCGGUUGGAGUCUGUGGAGGAGCACCUGCAGAGCAGUAGCAAUGCAAGGCGGACUGGAGGGGUCACCACAGAGGAACUGGAGAAGGAGAGAGACAUGCUUAAAAAGAGGAGAGACGCUCUGGAUUCACAGCUGAAGGAAAACAGAGUGCUUACUGUGGAGGAGGGGCAUUCCCUGCUCCGGCUGGAGGAAGCUAUUGAAGCUCUGGAUGCGGCUCUGGAGUUUAAAAACCGCUUCAUCGAGGACAAACAGAUGAAGUUGUUAAUCGCAGACUCACCUUCAUAUCAGUCGCAAAGCACUGAACCCGCCCAGCUCUGUGAUGUCAUCGGGAAGCUGAAGGCGCUCUCACCACCCGAGGCUUCUGAGCUGCUCAUCAGAUAUUUCAACAAGGUUGUCUGUCUUCGUGAGGCGGAGCGCCAUUUGCGUUUGCGCUGUGAAGAGCUGGAGCUUCAUGCUGGAGAGCAAGAGGUGGUGCUGAGGGAGAUGGAAGCCACCAUGCAGCGCCUGGCCCUAGAUGCAGACCGCAGGCUCACCCAGCAGCACCAAGAUCACCAGAACAAAAUCCAGCUACUGCUGCAGAAAUGUCAAGAGGGUGGAUCAGAAAAGCCACAGCAGGCUACCCAGGACAGACUGCAACAUCUGGAGAAAGAACUGUUUUUCUACAAAAGCUCCACGCGGCAGCUCAAAAAGAAACUCAAAGAGCUUUGUGGUGCCCUGCACCCUGACGAUCAACCCUCACACAAAUUGGAGCCCAGUCAUAAACACAAUAUACAGAUACACACAAGCACAAACAAAUCUCAGAUGCACACUGAAGAGGUACUAACAAGGACACGCAUUGCAACAACAUACACAAAGAUACAUGCUGAGCAAGAAGACCAAAAGACACAGAAAGAUUCUCAUGUGAAGAGACACGCACACCAAACCCCCUGUCCCUCGUUAUCUUCUGACUGUCAAGCACACAGUAAGACCAAAAUGCCUGAAUACAGCCAGAUAAGCACACACACACAGUCCCAGGGUAGGAAUGAAAGAGGGCCUGGGGACUGUGGUGAAACUUUAGAGAUGACAUCAGUCCGUUUGUGUCGCAGAGAGCUGAGACAGAUAUCUCCACCUGAUCUGCAGAUAUCUAGUUCUGCCACAAGGAGGCGACAGUCUGCUGUUGAUACCAGUGCAGAGUCAAUACUAGAGGACUCCAUAGAAGUGCCCAGAAACACUGACAGAUGAUGUUGCAUCAAUUGCAGAUCUACUCAGUGGCUUUACGCAGAUCAUAGCACCUACGAGUCCCUUGACAGCAGUAAUGUGUACAGUACAUUCCAGUUGGGUGGUAGUAAGUAAAGGAAAAUAUGUCCCAUGAAUAACCAAUGAUAAAACUCACUGAAUAUGAAUGAACCACUUUUCCUCUCAUACUAAGUAUCUUUAGAAAAUGUUAAUGCAAUGGUUGUGGGAAAAUACUUUCUUUAAGGACUUUGUGGGGCUUUGAGGUCAGUGAGAAGUGCCCAAAAGACAAAAUCUUGUCUUUGUAGUGAACCUGUUCAGUCUCUUACCAUUGCACUGUCUUCCUUGGUAGUCACAUAUUUCUCAGACCCUGCCCAUGCGAUGCUGAACGAUCAGUGAGAGAAGAAACAGUAUUGUCGUGACAACAGAAUGAAUCUGAUAAAUGGCAUGAUUACUGAGAAUUUCCAAUAAUUUUGCAGUGUUUUUACACUAAAAAUAGAGUGAAAUGUCCCCUUUUGCGAUUAUAGUUUUUCAUCUCAGCUCUUGCCACACCAAAAUACAAUACUGCACAUUCCAUGUUUUGUCCCCCUGAAUUUGGGAAUUGCAUGUUUCAAGCUCUUGUCCUAAACAAAGACAUAAAACAAGUUCUAAAAACUAUCUUCAUAAUGUCAUAAGUCCAUCUGACAUAAAUACUCUUUAUACAUAACCUACUACCUUUUGAUAUUAUUUCGGUAGUCGUAUACAGUAAGCUCACCUUACAAGUAUCACCAACUGCAUCCACUAAACUGAUUUUACAAACACUGUUAAUUAAAAAGAUAAAAUAGGUUAGAGGAAACACGUUCAUCAACCUGUUGUUAAAGGUAAUCUUGUAGAGCCUCUUGAAGAGAAUUGCUUUGUUUUACACCUAUAAUUUCCAGCACUGUAUAGCACUUCAAAUGGCCAGUAGAUACAGUAUGUUAUCUGCACUACAGCAGUAAUGUGUUUUUUUAUGCACUUGAUUUUGUUCAUAUCUUUGUGCACUAUGUAUUAUUAGCCAUACUGUGUGUGUAAAUUAUUUCUUAUAUGGGUGACACUUAUU